GCGCAGCGCCGACCUUCCGGGAACAGCCUCCAGUGGCCCGUUUCCGAGGAGGAGCCGCCAGCGAGCCUCUAUACUUUCCUAUCUCUAUCCAGGCCGGGCACGGGAGCGGGCCGGGCGCAUGCGCACUCCGCGUCCCUCCCUCCCUCCCUGUGAGCGCCAUGGAGGGCCCUUCGGCCGGCGGAGAGUCCCAGGCAGACCGAGGAGGAGAAGGAAGAGGAGGCAGCAGCAGCCAUCCCAGUAGAGAAGCGCAUCCAGCUCCCUGCCCUGCUGCAUUGCAUGGUGAUGACGGAGGCUCCGAUGAGCGGCUGUGGGGGUCCCUUUGGGCGCUGCUCCCUUCAUCCCCGGAGGGCCUGACGCUGGGCCUGGAGGGGAGCUCUGUGGUGCCCCCCAGCGUCGUUGGGUUGCUCCGUCAGGCAGCGGCACUGCUAUUCCGUGCGCCUGUGGGCCCACAGCCGGGUCCUGAGUGCGAGGCCUGCCUUGGGUGCAGCCGAGCGGCCUGUGACUUUUCCUGGGAGCAGCUGCAGGUGGGCCCCUGGCGCGAGGUGAAGGCGGCCUGGAGGAGGGCCUUCGCCUGGGGCUGCCUCUUCCGCGCCCUCUGCCUCUGCCGGGGCCCCAUAGGCUCUCCCCGCGAGGCCCUGCAUGCCUGUGACCUGGGCCUGCUCCUGGGGGCGCCUGUCCUGGACAAUGCUCUGGGCAAGAUGGCCACCAUCCUCCAGCGACACCUGAACCCAGACCCCCCAGGGACCCAUCGGCCUCUGACAGUGACCGAAGGGGAGCCCCCCUGCAAGGUACGCCCCGGGCUUCUAUGUGUGACGUUCCCCUGAGAGCCCUCUUUCCCGGGAAGGAGGGUAGCAGAGGCUCCCCCUUUUCUGGCCAGGAAGAGAGGCAGGGGGGGGUCCUUCCGGAGGUCACAGCCCACCCUCUGCUGCUUUGCCAAGGCA
This is a messenger RNA of Sceloporus undulatus (fence lizard), 941 nucleotides long. Its product is annotated as bifunctional peptidase and arginyl-hydroxylase JMJD5-like. The transcript is spliced from 2 exons. NCBI's taxonomy places the organism in Eukaryota, Metazoa, Chordata, Lepidosauria, Squamata, Phrynosomatidae. The coding region runs from base 159 to 824 and encodes 221 amino acids. The record is from RefSeq and is a predicted model, not a curated record.